AUGUCUCGUCCUGUAGCCGGAGUCCGCAAGAAUACCUUGAUCGUUACCCUACCUGGCUCACCAAAAGGCGCAAAGGAGAAUCUGGCCUCUAUCAUCAAGCAGUUACCACAUGCUUGUCAGCAGGCUGCCGGCGCGGACUCCAGAUCGCUCCACGCUGGUGGUGUGCAGAAGCUAGAGCGAGAGGCCGGCGUCCCAGGUAACAAACCAAAGUCAGCCGGCCACCAGCAUAGUCAUAAUCAUUCUCCCAGCCACGGACAUGGACAUAGCCACGGACACGGGCACCACGGACCAAAAGCUCACACCGCGCCUAGCGAUCGGCCAGCAGUCUCCAACGACCCCAAUGCCGGGCCAUCGAGGCGAUAUCGAGAGUCGCCAUACCCAAUGCUCUCGGUCGACGAUGCCCUGAAGCAGAUCGCAGACAACGUUCCUGUCCCGCAGAUAGUCAAGCACAAGGUCAACGAGGAUCUCGUUGGCUCUGUAUUGGCAGAAGACGUUGUCGCCCGAGAAGCAGUGCCAGCCUUCAGAGCAAGCAUAGUCGACGGCUACGCGGUCAUUGCUUCGAGUCACGUCCUAGUACCGAGAACAAAAGGCAUAUUCCCGGUCACAAGCAUUUCGCACGCACAGCCAGGCGAGGUACCGGAGCUGAAAUCAGGAGAGAUCGCUCGCAUCACUACAGGCGCACCUCUACCGCCCAGAGCUACGUCAGUCGUUAUGGUCGAAGACACCGUCCUCCGCUCCAAGACCGACGAUGGCCAAGAGGAGAAAGAGGUCGAGAUCCUGACCGACGACAUUAAACCUGGCGAGAACGUUCGAGAAGUCGGCAGCGAUGUCAAAUCAGGCACCACGAUCAUGAAGCAAGGUGAGGGCAUCACAGCGAUAGGCGGCGAGUUCGGCUUGUUGGCUUCAGUAGGAACGCAGGAGGUUACCGUCUACAAGAAACCUGUCGUGGGCGUCUUGAGCACGGGCGACGAGAUCGUACCUCAUGAUCGAGACGGCGACCUGCGCUUAGGUGAAGUGAGAGAUACUAAUCGUCCGACCCUGCUCACUGCGAUUCGUGGCUCUGGCUUCGAGGCUAUCAAUCUCGGAAUUGCUUCAGACAAACCAGGCGCUCUAGAAUCCACCCUCCGCACCGCUCUCCGCACCUGCGACGUCCUCAUAACAACCGGCGGCGUCUCGAUGGGCGAACUCGACCUCCUCAAGCCCACCCUCGAACGCUCGCUGGGCGGCACGAUCCACUUCGGCCGUGUAUCGAUGAAACCUGGCAAGCCUACCACUUUCGCCACUGUACCCUUCAAGCCCUCCUCAACCGGUGAGCGAGAGAAGCGAGUAGUCUUCUCCUUGCCUGGAAAUCCGGCGAGCGCGGUGGUGACGUACCAUCUCUUUGUUCUGCCGGCGCUGCAUCGAAUGAGCGGGAUCAGUCCCGUGGGCUUGCCGAAUGCCAAGGUGGUGUUGGAGGAGGAUGUGCGGUGUGAUGGGAAGAGGGCGGAGUAUCAUCGUGUAAUGGUCAAGGCAAAAGCGGACGGGCAGCUUUGGGCGGCAAGCACGGGUUUUCAGCGCAGCUCGGCGAUCGGGAGUUUCAAGGGUGCGAAUGCGCUGUUGUGCUUGCCGAUGAAGGAUGGGGUGGUGGGGAAGGGGGAGAAGUGCGAUGCGCUUUUGAUGGGCAAGAUGGUGAGCGAGAUGUAG
Molecule: messenger RNA, 1683 nt
Organism: Saxophila tyrrhenica
Lineage: Eukaryota; Fungi; Ascomycota; Dothideomycetes; Mycosphaerellales; Extremaceae
Exons: 2
Coding region: 1-1683 (560 amino acids)
Biological process (GO): Mo-molybdopterin cofactor biosynthetic process; molybdenum incorporation into molybdenum-molybdopterin complex
Cellular component (GO): cytosol; cytoplasm
Molecular function (GO): molybdopterin molybdotransferase activity
Source: RefSeq, a predicted model, not a curated record